AUGAAAUGAAAAUACUAUAUUUGACUCUCUGUAGCUCAACACAACCAAGCACAAAAAUCCAAUUACAACCACCACUCUCCAUUUUCCAAUAACAAAACACUCUUCCCCAUUCCCUCUUUUUAUAUUAUUAUAUUCAUUAAUAUAAUAUAGUAUACUAUAAGACACUACCUUUCAUUUCAUUUCCAUUUUAUAAAUAUAUUCUUAUAUUUUAUCAUAUACUUACUAUAAUACAAAUUGAACUAUGAGUUUCUCUCUCAAAAUGGAACAACACUCAUUAGUUCUGCAAUUUUGGUGUAUCAGUCAUCAUCAACAUAUUACCAACAAGAUUUAAGAGGGAACAAAAAAAAAAAUAUAGCUAUAGCUUCUGCUUAUUUCUCAAGGUAGCUUUCUAAAGUUUGCUAUAGAGGUGUAUUGAAGGGUGAUUUAAUUGGCGCGCGGAUAAGUCUAUCGAGUAUGAAUUCACCAUCCGCGCAGUUUGUUUCCUCGAGAAGGAUGAGUGUGUAUGAUCCUAUUCACCAGAUUAAUAUGUGGGGAGAAGGUUUCAAAAGUAACGGAAAUUUAAGCGCAUCCAUACCGUUAAUUGAUGAGGUGGACUUGAAGUUUGAUAGUAGUCAGUCAGAAGAUGCUUCUCAUGGUAUACUCGGAACAUCUAAUAAGUAUGAUCAAGAAGCUAGUAGACCUAUUGAUAAGAUACAAAGACGGCUUGCACAAAAUCGAGAGGCUGCUCGUAAGAGCCGUCUGAGGAAAAAGGCUUAUGUGCAGCAGUUAGAAUCAAGUCGUUUGAAGUUGGUGCAGUUGGAGCAAGAGCUUGAACGCGUAAGACAGCAGGGAAUGUAUAUGAAUGGUGGAUUGGAUUCGAAUAAUAUGUGUUUUGCAGGACCUAUGAAUUCAGGAAUUGCAGCCUUUGAGAUGGAGUAUGGACAUUGGGUUGAUGAGCAAAACAGGCAAAUCUCGGAAAUGAGAAGUGCUUUAAACUCGCAUAUUAGUGACAUAGAGCUCAGGAUUCUGGUUGAUGGUAUGAUGAAUCACUAUGCUGAAAUCUAUCGGAUGAAGUCUGCGGCUGCAAAAGCCGAUGUAUUUUAUGUUAUGUCCGGCAUGUGGAAAACAACAGCUGAACGGUUUUUCUUGUGGAUCGGUGGUUUUCGUCCCUCUGAGCUUCUCAAGAUUCUUGGUCCAAUGAUUGAACCCUUGACAGAGCAGCAACGAUUGGAUAUUGAUAACCUCGGACAAUCAUGUCAACAAGCAGAAGAUGCUCUUUCACAAGGCAUGGAAAAACUCCGGCAAACACUCGCUGAUAGUGUAGCAGCUGGACAAUUCAUUGAAGGAACGUAUAUUCCGCAGAUGGCCACUGCAAUGGAGAAGUUAGAAGCUCUUGUGUGCUUUGUGAAUCAGGCUGACCAUCUUCGGCAGGAAACCUUGCAGCAAAUGUCGCGAAUACUUACAAUCCGUCAGUCAGCUCGAUGCUUACUUGCUUUAGGAGAAUAUUUCCAACGCCUAAGGGCUUUAAGCUCACUAUGGUCUAAUCGACCCCGUGAACCUGCUUAGUCUUGUAACAAGACUACAAUCAUGUAAACUUUGUAAUACGAAACGUGAUAUAUGAUGAGUAUGGUCAUUUUCAUUGACCGCAAGCGUCAAAACCAUGUACAAUGUGUGGUUUAGGCUGCUCAAAUUUUUCCUGCAGUCUUGUGUUAUGGAGAAGAUGUGAAUAUGACUGCUCAUUUUAUGCAACAUAGGAGUAUGUAAAUAAAUUAUAAUUUUGGUUUAGAAUAUGCAAUUCUGUGUGAAAGUUGGUCUUGUAAAAUGCAUAUAAUAUUAUAACUAUAAGAGUUGUGUUUUUGAAAAAUAAAUAGUCUCUCAUUGCGGA
Messenger RNA from Trifolium pratense (red clover), 1864 nucleotides. Its product is annotated as transcription factor TGA1-like. The record is from RefSeq and is a predicted model, not a curated record. Gene Ontology annotation, molecular function: DNA-binding transcription factor activity; sequence-specific DNA binding. Gene Ontology annotation, biological process: regulation of DNA-templated transcription; DNA-templated transcription. The coding region runs from base 454 to 1545 and encodes 363 amino acids. The transcript has 9 exons. NCBI's taxonomy places the organism in Eukaryota, Viridiplantae, Streptophyta, Magnoliopsida, Fabales, Fabaceae.